CUGCUUGGACUUCAAGAUGCUUAUAAAGGAGUAUCGGAUUCCUCUUCCGAUGAGUGUGGAUGAGUAUAGGAUUGCCCAGCUGUACAUGAUACAGAAAAAGAGCCGAGAAGAGACAUGUGGUGAAGGCAGCGGUGUAGAGAUUUUGGAAAACAGGCCAUACACAGAUGGUCCUGGUGGUAAUGGGCAGUACACCCAUAAAGUAUACCAUAUUGGUAUGCAUAUUCCUAGUUGGUUUCGGUCUAUACUGCCAAAGGCAGCAUUAAGAGUCGAAGAGCAGUCCUGGAAUGCGUAUCCUUAUACAAGGACAAGGUACACAUGCCCAUUUGUGGAGAAAUUCUCUAUUGAUAUUGAAACCUAUUAUAUAACUGACUCAGGAGAGCAAGCCAAUGUGUUCAACCUUUCCCCUGCAGAGAAAAGGCAGACUAUUCUCGAUCCCAUUGACAUUGUUAAAGAUCCCAUCCCCCCCCAUGAAUACAAGUCCGAAGAGGAUCCUAAGGUUUAUCAAUCGGCGAAGACUAAAAGAGGGCCUCUGUCAGAAGACUGGAUCAAAGAGCACAAGAACAACCCUGGCAGAAGCCCUAUUAUGUGUGCAUACAAGCUGUGCAAAGUGGAGUUCAGAUACUGGGGGAUGCAGUCCAAAAUUGAACGCUUCAUCCAUGACGUUGGUUUGCGGAAGGUGAUGGUGAGGGCCCACCGGCAGGCUUGGUGCUGGCAGGACGAAUGGUACGGGCUUACCAUCGAGGACAUCCGGCAGCUGGAGAAGGAGGCCCAACUGAUGCUGGCGCAGAAGAUGGCCCAGUUCAGCUACAGCGAGUGUGAGUCGGAGCAGCAUCUUUCCAAAGACUCUUCGGGUGACAACGAUACGGAAAUAAAGGCCAUAUCCCCGUCUGCUGAGGCAGCAGACUCCACUAGCAAUAUCGGUGAAGCCUUGUCAGGGCGUGUGCUGACCAAGCAGUGGUCGACGUCUUCCAAGUCCUCUUCGAAAAGAGGAGCAAGCCCCUCGCGCCAUAGCAUAUCGGAGUGGAGAAUGCAGAGCAUCGCCAGAGAUUCAGACGAGAGCUCAGAUGACGAGUUUUUCGACGCACAUGAGGAUCCGUCUGAAAAUGAAGAGGUGUUCCCAAAGGAAAUCACUAAAUGGAGUUCAAAUGAUCUCAUGGAUAAGAUGGAAACCCCUGAAUCGGACGAUGUCCCUGAUGAUCCGUGUCUUGAAUCAGCAGCAGAUUACAAUGUAGGAUCCAGUGUGGAAAGACUCAGCAUCAUUGAGGAUGAAGUCGCACCGCCUCUAGUGCUGCCCAGCAAAAUCCGUGUCUUGCUCUUGGUCCUUCAUGGAGGCAACAUUCUGGAUACAGGAAGUGGUGAUCAGAGCUCUAAGCAAGGGGACGUUAACACCAUCGCCACCGUGUUUGACACAGUCAUUAGGGUCCAUUACCCAGCGGCCCUUGGACACCUGGCCAUUAAGUUAGUUCCUUGCCCAGCCAUUUGCUCUGAAGCUUUUUCACUCGUUUCCAACCUCAGCCCUUACAGUUACGACGAAGGCUGCCUUUCCAACAGCCAAGAUCACAUUCCUCUUGCAGCGCUUCCUCUGCUGGCUACGUCAUCCCCACAGUACCAGGAGGCAGUAGCCACAGUGAUCUUGAGAGCCAAUCAGGUGUACAGCGAGUUCAUCAAGUCCCAGGAAGGCAUGUCAUUCAGUGGCCAGGUGUGUUUGGUAGGAGACUGCGUAGGAGGGAUCCUGGGGUUUGACGCUCUGUGCUACAGCAAUCAGUCCAUGUCAGAGAGCCAAAAUAGUAGCCGGCGCGGGAGUGUUGUGAGCGUGCAGGACUCUGACCUCUUGUCUCCUGGAAUCAUUGUGAGCAACAGUUACUGCUCGGGGAGCUCCAACCUGGAAACCAGCCGACACCUCAGCCGGAGCAACAUUGACAUCCCUCGCAGCAACGGAGAGGACUCCAAGAAGCAGCUGCCACGAAAGAGGAGUGACUCAUCCACCUACGAGCUGGACACAAUAAAGCAGCACCAAGCUUUCCUCUCCAGUCUACAUUCUAGCAUCCUGAGAAACUACCCUGGAUCAAGGCGAUCCAGUAGCUCCAUCAUGCUGGAUGGUGGGAACCUUGGGAAAUUUGAGUUUGAGAUCACUGAUUUCUUCCUGUUUGGAUCUCCUUUGGGGCUGGUCCUCGCAUUGAGGAAAACCGUCAUUCCAACACUUGACAUCUUCCAGCUGAGACCAGCCUGCCAGCAAGUGUAUAAUCUGUUCCACCCUGCAGACCCAUCUGCCUCGCGCUUGGAACCCCUCUUGGAAAAGAAGUUCCACAUUUUGCCACCUUUUAGUAUCCCACGCUACCAGAGGUUCCCUCUUGGGGAUGGCAGUUCAGCCCUCCUGGUCGAGACAGUCCAGAACAACCCUCUGCUCCUCGUGGAAAGCAGCCCCCUGGUUGCUCUCCAGAACCAAGACAGCUUCAUGGAAACCAGUAUCCCUGUUCCCAUCCUGAACUGGCAAGAUGUUUCCAGUAAAAACUCUGGAUUUGCUGAGUCGGAUGUUGUUCAGUCUCAUGGUGGCGUCUUCAUGGAAAAUGCAUCCCCUUCUGCUCCCAUUUCAGCCCCCCAGUUCAGGGGAUUCCGGAGAGCCAGCGAGGCAAGCAUGGCCAGCCAGGUUUCAGGAAUGGCAGACAGUUACACUGCUUCCAACAUAGCCAACAAAAACAAAAACCAUCUCAUCUACUCCAGGGGCUUUAGCUUAUUAGCCCAGCUUGCUCUCCCACACAAAUCCCCCACCCAAACCUUGCCCAAAAGACAUAGGGCAUCUAAACCUGAGCAGUCCCAGAAUCCCGUAAGAAGAAGGUUUGGGAGCUUCUCCCAUCAGGAAGUGGAUUCCUUUCCACAGAUCCCAGAUCUGGACAUCAAGAAAGUUGCUGCCAAAUGGUGGGGUGCUAAAAGGAUAGACUAUGCUCUCUACUGCCCUGAUGCACUAACCGCCUUCCCCACAGUAGCCUUACCGCACCUCUUCCAUGCAAGCUACUGGGAAUCGACAGAUGUGGUCUCCUUCCUGCUUAGACAGGUGAUGAGGCAUGAAAACUCCAGUAUUCUGGAGCUGGAUGGGAAGGAGGUCUCUGUCUUCACCCCGUCCAAGCCCAGAGAGAAGUGGCUUCGCAAAAGGACCCACGUUAAGCUAAGGAAUGUUGCAGCCAACCAUCGAAUAAACGAUGCUAUUGCCAAUGAGGACGGUCUCCAAAUGUUAAAUGGAAGGUUUAUGUACGGUCCCUUAGAUAUGGUCACACUCACGGGAGAGAAGGUGGACAUUCACAUCAUGACGCAACCCCCUUCAGGAGAGUGGGUUUACUUUGACACAGAAAUCAGCAACAGCAGUGGGAGGAUUUCCUAUGUAAUCCCUGAGCAUAGGCGGCUGGGGAUUGGUGUGUAUCCUGUCAAAAUGGUGGUCAGAGGUGACCACACGUUUGCUGACAGCUAUAUCACCAUUUUGCCCAAGGGGACUGAAUUUGUGGUCUUCAGCAUUGAUGGUUCCUUCGCAGCCAGUGUUUCGAUCAUGGGCAGUGACCCCAAAGUCCGAGCUGGAGCUGUCGAUGUAGUAAGGCACUGGCAAGAUCUCGGCUACCUCAUCAUCUAUGUCACAGGCCGACCCGACAUGCAGAAGCAAAGGGUGGUGGCUUGGUUAGCACAGCACAACUUUCCUCACGGGAUCGUCUCUUUCUGUGACGGGCUGGUACACGACCCACUGCGGCACAAGGCCAAUUUUCUGAAAUCCCUCAUCACGGAUGUCCACAUGAAGAUCCAUGCUGCCUACGGGUCCACCAAGGACAUCUCUGUCUACACCUCGAUCAGCCUGCCACCCUCACAGAUCUACAUUGUUGGACGACCAACCAAGAAGCUGCAGAACCAGUGUCAGUUCAUUACCGAGGGAUACGCAGCCCACCUGGCCCAGCUGGAAUACACCCACCGCUCCCGGCCUGCCAAGAAUACCACCCGGAUGGCCCUUCGCAAAGGCAGCUUCGGCCUCCCUGGCCAGACCGAAUUCCUGCGCAAGCGGAACCACUUGCUGCGCACCAUCUCAUCCCAGCCCGCAACAGCCAGCGGGAGCACCAGCCACAGGCCAGAGCGGACACAAAGCCAGUCAGAGAGCGACCGGGAGAGAGACCGGGAGCGCAGCCAGAGGAGCAUGAGCCUGGCCACGGGGUGCUGGGGUCGGAGCGCAGCCGCCAGACUUGAACCUGGGGUCCUAGGGCAAAAGUAGAGGGGGCUAGCGACAGGUGGCCACAGAUGCCCGUGGCAGAAGCAGAAGCAGUGAAAGAACCGAGGCCUACGGUGUGGGACAAAAGGCAAAAAUGGUGCUACUCAUUAACAACGAAGCAGCGAUAACUUUGAGAGAGAUCGGAGUGGGGUUUUUUCCCCCCACACAAAACAUGUGCAGGCCUUACAGCAAGGGUGCUAGGUUUGCAAAGCACUAUCCUAAAGGAGGAGGGAGGCCUUUUGCGAUGAAGGGUGUUAGGAGAGGGGAAACGAGAAUCUCAACAGUCUCUGGCUGCAGCCCACGCUCUUUCCUGCCUCCCUUUUCUUACCGAGGUUUAGCGACUGUAAAUAUGUGCCUCCUCAGCUUCUUAGCCAUCAGUCAGAAAGUUGCAAUAGAAGGGGAGGCACUCUGGUGCCAGGCGGGGGGCAGCCCUGAAAGAGUGCGAGGGGGAGCAUUCAUGUGAGUUUCCUUUGCUGACUGCAUGAGUGCCACUGGGCACUGGUACUGUACAGGGGAAAGGAGGGGCUAUUUCUGCAAUCCUGGGAGACUCAGAGAUGCAGGAGCAUUUGAUACGUAUGGGCAAAGUGACGCAAUCAUGGCCAUUGAUGUGAUCGCUAUGGAAUCAGAUGAACCCUUGAUGUUGGGUGGCAAGUUUCUUCCUUUUUUUUUUUUUAAAGUCACAGGAAAGAAAAAAUUCAACCAAGAGUUCAGAAAAUGGCCGGCGCAAGGUUAGAAAAAGAAGAUAAGCAAUUUGAGCUGUCCUGAAUUUUGGAGAGAUUCUCCAAACAUGAUUAAUGUAUAGAAGCCUUUUGGAAACUCGCCACAGCUAAGUUUCAAACAACAUACUGAGUGUGACAUUUUCUCAGCCUAAAAAAAAAAAAAAGCAAAGUCCAAAUUCUCCCCCUAUUUCUUUUCUGCCACCUGUAGAUGGGAAACCAGUUCCUUCCUCCCAGCUUUGGUAAUGUCUUUUGACCAAGAUAAAACUUUUUUUUGUUUGUUUUAACUUUAGUUAUGCAACUGUAAAACCUCAUCAUUUUUAUUUGGUUUGCACUGAAAAUGUUUUUAAAAGGAGGCCUGUUACUAUUUUAUAAAGUUGCACUCUCCCUAUUUAUAGCGCAUGGCAGUUAAAUGUUGCUAAAUCAGGAUACAUGACACAUGCACGCACACAUGAAUAUUGGUAGAGGGGUUGAGGGUGUCCCCCGUUUUCCACCAACAGUAUGAAGAUUAAGUGUACUAGGCUGUGCAGCCCAGCUUGGAAAAGGAAAUUUAAAAUGAGAGACUUGCAUCUUAAAUUCUUCAAGCCUCUCUCUGUACAGGUGUUUCCGGUGUGAUAGUAGCAUCUGGGAGAAGUGGGCUCGUAUGAGUGUGUGAUGGGUUCCCCCAGUUUUAGAGGACAGUCACUUUACAGUGCCCUCUCUCCGCUGUUGUAGAAAGGGAGGAACUGUACAAAGGGGAAAGUGCCUAUAAAGAAUGGCCUGUUGAAAGCUGCUUAUUCCUCCCAUGUCGAGAUUCAGAAUUUCUAGCUGUUGCCAAGGGCCAUUCCUUCCCUGGACACCAUUAUGGUGGGAGAAAGGAAGGUCCAUUCACCAAAUGUCAGGGUUGCCCUGUGUUGCCUAGCUUUUGGCAUUUUUUUAUAUUUGCACAGGCGUCCUUCUGGCUCCAUGUCCCCUUUCCUCUCCUGCCUCUCACCAUUUGUACCACUUUCUACUUUACAAAGCUCUUCUAUGUAAAAAAAAAAGAAUUUUUUCUAAACCAACAGCUUUGUUUCUUAGGUUUCUUUUUUUUUCAAUACUAAGACUUGCAGCACUGUGAAGGCGGCCUCUUUCAAGCCACGGUGGGGCUUUGACAAUUCAUCUGGACAAAAAAACAAACACAACUGGUUUUGCUACUUCGGUUCCGACACCAAAUUUUAAAUGGUGUGUGCCAUUGAGGAAGGUGUGUCUCUCUGAAAAGGUAAAAACCACGUCUGUUUUGAAAUGAAGUUCACAACACCAAACAUAUCUCAAUGGUUUAGGUAGCCAUACUCCAAGAUUCUAAGCCACUUGUCUCUGAUGAAGUCAAUGAGAAGAUUCUGGCAGAUUUUUACUACUGGAAAAAAAAACUAUUGGCUUCCCUUUCUGUUCACUCAGCCUAGUUCUUUGUGAAUGUACAUCCAAAACCUUGGGGGAAUAAAUCAACAUGAAUUACAUCACAGAACUUUGCUAGCUCACGAUGGGUCAUCGUUGUGCCAGCCAGCUAACAAGCCACAAUCCAUUCUUAAAAGUUAUCCAGACCAUAAUCAUAAAAAGGAUUUAGCCUUCAACAGAUCAAUCUCUCCCUCCGAAGAGUCCACAAGCCAAGGCGUGACAUGAACAUUUUCAAACUUCAGAGAAGUUCAGUGUCCUCUUUUUAUUGUGUGUGUGCGUGUAUAGAUUGUGCAAAGCAAGGGACAAUGUAAAUGUUUGGGGGGGAGGGAAAGAAGGGAGUAUAUAUGAUGUGGACAUUAUUUAUUUUAUGUAAAGAAAUUAUGUCUGGAGGGAAAGAAACAGGGUUUAUUAAUAUUUUGAAAUCUAGCAUUUUUUUCCUCUUGAUUUCAGGCAUUAUGUACAAAACAAUGAUUUUAUGGACCAAGUUUAAUGUAAUUGUCAAAAGGAUGCUGAAAUGCAGUCGUCGCCUCACAUCUAUCCGUGUCUGAAACCAAUAACCCAUCAAGACUGACAAUCACACCUGUGUGGGCCCCAACAUUGGCCAAUCUUCCAGCCAAUUCUCCCUUUUUGAUUUCCACACAAUGGUCCAUAUUUCAGGAGAUAAAAACAUCUCUGUUCAGCACCAUUCUUUGCCAUUGCAAUAAUACUGGAUGAUGCAAGCAUGUAUCAAAAGAUAUGUGGGCAGGGUUGGUUGCCUGUUUGUUUCGUUUUUUUAAAAGCCCUCCUGGAUUUCAUAGCUGGUCAGUGAUCUUUGUUGGCAUCCUUCUCCGCAUUGUGUUGUCCUGUAUUUUGAAAGAUCAACUUACUACUCUAUAGCAUUUGACAAUAGCAAUAGCUCCCUUAGAAUGCAGGCUUGGUUGGUGUUUUUCAAGGAUAGAUUUGGAGAACUGCCUUUUAAAAAAAAAAAAACUGGCAAACUAAAUCCCUUUUGGCCAAAUGCACAGGCUUGGUCUGUGGAAUUUGGACCUUUUAGCCAUUUGUCUGAUAAAAUAAGCACACUUGUGAGGUUAACAGUACAAUCAAACUCUGAGCUAAAACCACCAAAGCCAAACAGGCUUAACCUGGAGUAAUUCUGCAUAGAAUUGUACUGAAUGCCUCCUUACUUUGUUUCCUUGGGACCGACAUCCUAGAUCACAUUUUUUCUUCUGCAUCAUGGUACACACAUAGUACAAGGGUGUUCAUCUUGCACUUGUGACUCAUGGCUGACUGGUUUCUGUAGUGCCAUUUAUGUCCAUGAUGAAAAGCCCAGCUGUGCAAAUUGUUGAGCCUGUUUUUUGACCUGCAAGAGUCCAUCAGCUGUGUGAAUGGGCAGUGGUUCCAUAAGAGCAGAUUUGGUACUGUGCUUUAAAUUAGAACCACCUGGACGUGUCUCUGAAAUUCUUCAGAACAUGUAGAUCUUUUACAAGGCCUGCAUUCUUAUUCUAGCUUGGAUCACAUAAAUUCAACAUUUAUCAGUCUCCCCGGUAAGUUUUCCAAGAAACAUGGAUUUUUUUUCCCCCCAGAGAAAAGUAAUUCAGGGAGGGGAAGGACAAAAUGGUGUUUGGGAUCUCUCCCAGGAACAUACUUGAGCCCCUUUGCUAAUAUUUAGAAAAGUUUGCUGUAGGAACCCCCAUCUGUUGCUGGAGGCAAGGUUGUGUAUAUUCUGCGACAAUCCCACAGCAUUAUUAUUAGGCGCAGAAUUUUAGCAAUGUAAGAAUCUUCACUUUCACAGGAGGAGUCAAUUUCUAGAUGGCUACGAUGACUGAGCUUGUAAGGGGGGUGGUAUUUGACAACUUAGGACAUCUGAGUAGAACCAUCAUUGGUCAAAGGACCAAUUGGGUGCUUUGUCUACCGUUUUUGCCCCCUCCCCAUGGACAACAGAAUUAUAAAUAAUAAAUGCAAAAUUGUGUGGUUUGCAUGUUUUCUGAUUACAUAAUUUUGAGCUUUCUUGGCAUGGAUUUUUUUCCUCAGUCCUGAGUUGUAUGCAUAUUGGAUGAUACUUUCAAGAUUUUCUGCAGUUGGGUGAAAGUGCUACAGAAGAACAUGGUUACGGUGGCAUUACUGAACGGUUAUCCCUCAAACAAUUCAAAAGGCCACAUGCAGGAUAGCAUCUUGUUUUGGGUCCAUGCAUACUCACACGGUUUGGUUCCCCAACUUACCAUUUGAACCAUCAUUUCUGCCGAGACCAAAAGCUUAACGCUGCCAAAAAGUCAAGAGAGGCUCUUCUGACUCCCUCUUCCACAGCUGUCUAUACUUGCUACCCUUUUGCAGAACUUGCAGUCCAAAAAUGUCAUACAAGGUUCACAAAAUAAUAAUGUACCUGGGCUUGAUUUCUAUGUGGAAUUCUUAGUGCUGAAGGAGAGUUCGCAUGGGACUGAACGUUAAUGGGAAAGAGACCCUCCCUGGUCUUCACGUUCUUGCCCAAUCAUGUUAUCUUAUGCUGGGUCAGGUGGUUUGAUUUUUUUGACAAAACCUUUUGCCCCCAAUUUGAAGAAUGUUUACAGUGUCCUAAUGCUAGUUCAGGGGAAGUCGGCUGUCAAAGGGGGUGCAGACAAACCAGCCCCUCAUCCCGACAGGUCAUCCUGCACUUAACCGGAGUCGUCGUCCCACUUGUUCAGGUAUCUUCACUGUUGCUGCAGUUUCUUGUUAGUUCCAAAAGCCUUACAGUUUUGUCCCCCUCUCCGUCGUUGAGCCCUCAGGAGUCUUUAUUCCCAAUUUGUCCAUUUUGUACUCAAUAAUGUUUGUUCCAUUGGACUGAAAAAUAGUCUGAGGACGCAGCUGGAGUAGGCAGAGGGGAAAGGACAGAAACAUUCAAAACGCUGCAGUGGGGGAAGGCAUGAGAGGAAAACCAGAGCCCAGCUGAGGCUGGCGUUUCAUCUUUCUGUUCCUGCGUUUGUGUGUGCACGAUGCCGUCUAUCUCCUUGCUGUUCUAUGUGACAGCCGUACCUAAACAUACAACUUCCUUCUCCUCACUGUUACUGGCGCCUCAUCCCGCUACCUGGAUGUGCUUUGUAUACGGUUAUCACUUGUAUGUUAACACCAAUUAAAAGA
This is a messenger RNA of Eublepharis macularius, 9456 nucleotides long. RefSeq names its product phosphatidylinositol transfer protein membrane associated 2 (gene PITPNM2). The transcript has 25 exons. NCBI's taxonomy places the organism in Eukaryota, Metazoa, Chordata, Lepidosauria, Squamata, Eublepharidae. Gene Ontology annotation, molecular function: phosphatidylinositol transfer activity; phosphatidylcholine binding; phosphatidylinositol binding. The record is from RefSeq and is a predicted model, not a curated record. Gene Ontology annotation, biological process: phospholipid transport. Bases 17 to 4243 code for a protein of 1408 amino acids. Gene Ontology annotation, cellular component: cytoplasm.